AAACAUCGACGAUAUGUUUCAUCCUAGCAACCUUGUUUGAACCAUCAGAUCAAAUCGAUCAAACACCGAAAAAGAAAUUUCACAAAAUUUCAGUUAUAUUUCAUAAAGAGAAAAAAGCGUUUGUAACGAAAUAUAAGUCGAACAUAAAUGAUGUCCAAUUUUGUUUUACCUGAGGAAUUAUCUUAUUUCAUCGAAAGCAUUCGCCCAUUUCAAUUGGUCGACAUAGGGAGCACGAAGUGGGUGGACGUUCACGAAAUGAUUAUAAAAUUAAGCCAGCAAGCUAUACUCGAAGCAGCCGAACAUCGUGAAGAAGAAGUGAAAGAAUUUCUCAUAUCCCGGGACAAGUUGAAGGUACAAGCUAUAAAAGCGCAACACUAUCUUCACAUUUCUGAUUUUCAGGUGCUUAUACACGAAGCUUACAGCAUUUUUUUAUGGAAAACUCGUGUGCUACCACACCUGCUGGAAAUCGAUCCCAAUCCUCAGGCUACUUUUCUCAUCUAUACAGUGCUUUUUCACGAAGCUGCUGUUAUUUCCUUAUUAGACACCACACUUUUCCAUGUGAGCGCAUGUGAGGCACUGCAGGAAGCAGCUAUUGAUUUGGUAGACUACUGCGCUUUGGCUGUUGCACAAGUGAUUGGUUUAGUAAGCAUGGGUUAUCAUGAAAAUCAAUCAAAAGUUGAUGUAGAUGAAGCUGUUUUAUCCGAGUUAGAGCGUCAAAAACGCGAUUUAAUUUAUAAGAUUGGCAUGCGUUGCAUUUCUAUACUUUGCUACCUGGCAGAGCAUGCCGAUUCAAUACCGUUGAGUGCCUCACGUCGCAUGGUGGUAACGCACGAUGUACCUUGGCUAAUAGCAGACUUACUGCAAUUUCGUCCUUGGCAGCGACGCACAAAUAAAGGACUGCAACGUUAUAUUGAUGAAAAGUGGUUAUUGGUGCAAGGUGAUGACUUAAACAAAGUGUCCAAACAAGAAGCGCAAAGCUGGUUUUGCAUGCGACAAUUGCUCUUUAAUAAAUCUUUGAUGACAUCGUAUGAGUUAAACGAAGAACGUCGAAAGCAUCUGUCUAAAUGUCAAGGGCUGUUGCUGGAGACAAUACUCGAUCAACUUCCACCUUUAGUUGAGUUAAAGCAAUACCUUUGCCUUUUGGGCGUCGCCGGCAACGGUAAUGAGAAUACGAAACAAAAAUCUAACUUGCUUCUCGAAGAAUUACCAGAAAUACGCGAAAAGCUUAUAGCUGAGUGUGAACGCAUUGGUGGUUUUCCUGUUGUAGCUCAAAAGCAAGAGGAAAUAUUUCUGUGUACUGAUAAAGAUAAAAUAUGUGAAAUAGCCAAACGUUUGAAUACGGCAUACAAUACAGAUUUGCUGGCCGAGCUCGAGGAGAAGGCUGCAAGAACAGAAAAAACUUCUGAAACUGUGGAAACGGGUAAGGAUGAGGCUGGUAGAAAAAAAUGCGGCAAAUGUGCUUCUAAUGCAGUGAAGAAGUGCGCCAACUGUAAAACUACUUAUUACUGUUCAAGAAAAUGUCAACUGGACGACUGGCCGCAGCACAAAGUCAACUGCAUUAAAGCUUAAAGCAACACCUCCGAGUUAUC
Messenger RNA from Rhagoletis pomonella (apple maggot), 1589 nucleotides. It is a transcript of the gene Zmynd10, whose product is annotated as zinc finger MYND domain-containing protein 10 homolog. The record is from RefSeq and is a predicted model, not a curated record. Gene Ontology annotation, cellular component: cytoplasm; centriolar satellite. The transcript is spliced from 5 exons. Lineage: Eukaryota; Metazoa; Arthropoda; Insecta; Diptera; Tephritidae. Gene Ontology annotation, biological process: outer dynein arm assembly; motile cilium assembly; inner dynein arm assembly. Bases 148 to 1569 code for a protein of 473 amino acids.